CAUAUCGAUGCAGCUGGGAGCCAUGAAGGGCUCGGUGGAGAUGCAUUAGGUAUCCCCCAGUCUCCCGAGUAAAGGAUUUCAACAUGCAACAUACCGAGGACAUCCGUAUUGCCGAGGAAGGAGACUUGUUGAAACGCGUAGAGACACUCGUAUUCUCCUAUCUGCAAAGGAUAUAAAAGAGCGCUCUUACGUUCUAUCCUAUCGUCACUCGAGAGUAUUUGUUCGUCGUCCUCGAUUAUUUGGAUCGACGUUCACAACUUGAAUCACUCCUGUCCAAAUCCCGAUCUACACUCAACGCACCUCCUAUCCUAAUCUCUUUUACGAUUCUUCGACCCUUGAUUCUGCCAACGUAUACUGUAAACCCACAACCCCACACCACCUCGAACGCACGAUGCGCUUCGGCGGCUUCUUCAUCCCCAUGCCCGUCGUCGUCGAAUGGGGCAUCGAGCAGCCCGAACUCGCCAAAGUCCUGCCCAGGCUCUUCGUCCACCCCGCGUGGACCGACGAGGUACUCAUUUGCACGAACAAGCACGCGCUCAACUACGCGUGCGGCACGACGCUCCUCCGGCGCCUUAAAACAGAGUACACGCGCGUGCGCGCCGGCUUCGGCGCGACGCACGUCCGGUGCCACAUCCACACCCACACCCACGCCCAUAAUCGCGGGGAAGACCGCGACGGCUGCGGCGGCGGGGGGCGGUUCUCCGACGCGGACGGGCUGUUCAUCGCCACGCACACGACGCGGUUCUCCGAUCGGAAGUUUGGCAAGAUCGGGAGGGACGUCGCGCGGAUGAAGCAGUUCGCGAUGGGCGAGCGGGACGAGGCGAUCGCGGGGCUGAUCGAGCGGGAGUUCCCCGGGUUCAAGGCCGAGUUCGUGACGACGUUUGUGCCGGAUACUGUUGGGCGGGCGUGGUAGCGGCGGCGGCUUAUGACAUGCAGCGGUCUCUGCGGAGGGAGGCCGACGGUCGUGACAUUAUAUCCUAGAGUUUGACGUUACCGAUGAUACACAAGGG
Molecule: messenger RNA, 1010 nt
Organism: Coniophora puteana RWD-64-598 SS2
Lineage: Eukaryota; Fungi; Basidiomycota; Agaricomycetes; Boletales; Coniophoraceae
Exons: 2
Coding region: 392-913 (173 amino acids)
Source: RefSeq, a predicted model, not a curated record